AUGUCGACGGCCCACAGCGACGUCUCAGAGUUUUUUCGAACUUGCAGCAUUCGGGACCUUCAAUGGUUUGCAAAUGCCAGUACGGAAUAUUUUAUCAGUCUUAGAGAAAGCAAUGUCGAUGCAUCAGCAUUCACGCCCAAGAAGUUCAUCAUCAAUCGGGAUGAACGUACGAUUCCUUUCCCGGAGGUAGGUUCAGGUAGCCACUUCGUCUUAGAUGCUUUCGGUGCAUUUAUUACCUGCCUUCUCGGCUCCGCUUCAUGGGAUAACGAUGUUGAAGUCGCAAAACAAAGUCGGAUUCGCUGCCGAAAUACAACACUAAUUGCCCUUGACCUGAUCUACAAUAAACUUGCAGAAGACAAGUUGACGGCAAAAUGGGUUCCGAUCGCACAGAAGCACCAGUCCGAUAUUCUCACCAGCCGCAGCCGGACACAGGUGGUGUCAGACCUCAUAUCGCAUGGGACCAGUAAGAUUGAUAUUGCUUCUAACAUCAGCUCGACGGUUCAUACCAGGCCGCUAUUGACCACAAGCGAUAUAACAAAACCGAAGGAGCCAGUUACUCUUGUCAUGCCAUGCGCGGGUCGGUCAUCGCGAUUUCCAGGCCACAAGCCCAAAUGGCUCCUCACCCAGCCGAACGGACGGCUCAUGCUUGUCGACGCUGUUGGAGGCCUGGAUCUCGAAAACGUCACACGUGUUAUCGUUGGAGUUCUUCAAGAGCAUGUCAGCCUACACUGCGGAGGAGAACCAGAAGCUAUUCUCGCCGCCUUCGCAGACGGACCGCCACACCUGCGAAAUAUCGAAAUCGUCCUCGUAGUCAUCGAGAAAGAGACAAUUGACCAAGUCCAAACCAUUGAAAGAAUCCUGGAGGCGGCGUCUGUCACUGGACCAAUCUUUCUCAAGGAUUGCGAUAACCAGUUUGCCUGUCCCGUCCAAGCAACGAACGGCGUUGCUACUCUCGAGAUCACGAAAGACGUUCUCUCCAUCUCUAUUCCAGCAGGGAAAUCCUACGUCUCGCUCACGCCCUCGGGAGUCAUCACCAACAUCGUUGAGAAAGUCAUCGUCGGCAACACGUUCUGUGUCGGUGGAUACUCCUUCGCCUCAGUCGAGACCUUCAAAACACACACUCAGAAGUGCCGCGAGUACCGAGAACUCACCUGUUCAACGAAUACCGAAUUAGCAGUCUCAGACAUUAUCUGGCUUCAAAUGCUCACGACGUCCGAACCCUUCGUUUCGAUGCCGGUCAGCGGAUAUAAAGAUUGGGGUACGCUCUCCGCCUGGCUUGACUACACACGAACUUUCAAAACGCUGUUCUGUGAUGUUGAUGGGACGUUGAUCAAGAACUCGGGGCAGUACUUUGUGCCGAGAUGGGGUACGCAGCCGCCCUUGGAGGACAACGUCGCUCAUUUGAAGAAGUUACAUAAGGGAGGGAGGAUCCAGAUCAUCUUGACCACUACGAGACCCGAAACUUUUAGAGAGUUGACGGAGAAGCAAUUGAAGGAGGCUGGAAUACCGUAUGAUAAGUUGGUGUUGGGACUUUGGCAUGGGCAGAGGGUUGUGAUUAAUGAUUAUGCGAAGACAAAUCCAUUUCCAAGCGCGGUGGCGGUGAACUUAAAGAGGAACGCUGAUGAUUUGAGGGAACAUUUGGAAUACUAA
Molecule: messenger RNA, 1650 nt
Organism: Hyaloscypha bicolor E
Lineage: Eukaryota; Fungi; Ascomycota; Leotiomycetes; Helotiales; Hyaloscyphaceae
Exons: 1
Coding region: 1-1650 (549 amino acids)
Source: RefSeq, a predicted model, not a curated record